Messenger RNA from Ceratosolen solmsi marchali, 4469 nucleotides. It is a transcript of the gene spd-2, whose product is annotated as spindle defective 2. The transcript has 18 exons. NCBI's taxonomy places the organism in Eukaryota, Metazoa, Arthropoda, Insecta, Hymenoptera, Agaonidae. The coding region runs from base 313 to 4362 and encodes 1349 amino acids. The record is from RefSeq and is a predicted model, not a curated record.
UGAAAUUUGGAUAACAUGCUACGUUAUAAUAUGUAAUGUACUUGUUGGCUUCUCAUGAAUGGCGCGACGCGAUCGGCAUCGCGGGGAACUUUAUACAGUGAAGUUUGAAAAACUAUGUUGAUCGCGUUUUCUCAUUGUAUGCUUCCCAUCUCCCGGACGUAAACAUUUUCAAAUUUAACAGCCGAUUGAAGGUAAAUUGUACAAUCUGUAAAGCAGUGAGUCCGCAUAUAAACCGCCUCCUUUGGGGCAAGUCCCCGCUUUAUUUUGUUGUGGCCCGCGACUGCAGUGUUCGGAGUGUAUCAAGGGCCAACGAUGGAGUUGAAUAAGAAAAAAAGUAAAGAUCAGAAGGAGUAUCCAUCUAAGAAAUUAAUGGAUUUCACGGAUGUCACUAUUCUCGAUACACCGCAACCUCAAGCCUCCUCGACGGUCGACCGGCGAUCCUUAUUGCAAGGAAAGCCGCGCAAGUCGUAUAUUGACGAACAAAACACUAAGCAUCGACAAUUAAAUUUUGAUCAUAGCAAUGUUACACGGUGUACUGAUGAGUCUUCAUUGGGCAUCAUUCAAAAUAUUUCAUCGUUAUUAAAUGACAACAGUCUUGACGAAUUGAAAAGUAAAAGGGAUUGUUUAGAACGUGAGCGUGAGCUUGCUCGUAAAGUAUUAAAGAAAUGUAGUGACUCUACAAAUGCAGUUUCAUCGAAACCUGACAAAGAAAAUAAUUUUAAUUCCUCUAAUAUGCAAAAGGUAACUAGCCUUUCUAAUUAUCUUUUUAAUAUGAAAAAUUCACAAUCUCAACAUCCUAAUAAAAUACAAAGUCAAAAACAAUCGGAUGAUAAUGAUAAUAAAUCAACAGGGACCACUAGUAUUAUCUUUGAGCCAACUGAGAUCACUGCUCGUUCUUCAGAAUUUAAUAAGGCGACUGAUAAGAGCGAAACGUUUCAACAGCAAAAUUUUAGCGGCAUCAGUUAUAAUAGUAAUGUAGCAGAAGUGAUGGCACAAUUUGGAGAUGAGGAAUUUAUGUCGGGUUCAAAAGUUGGUAAUCAAAUACUAGCUGAUGAAAUAUCUUGGAGAAAGAAUAAGCUUGCUUCCAUGCCAAUUAAUGCAAACGAUAAAGAACGCUUGGAUCUUUCUUGUUUCUCAGGAAUUAUAGGUGAUAUUGAUUUGACAUUAGAUGGCGGUAGAAUUUCUGUAGGUGAAUUUUUUAAAAGAAAAUGUGGUGGUACGGGCCACUUAUCGACUCCAAGUGUUUCCGAUAGACCAAGUUUUGGAUUUGAUAUAAAAAGUCCACAACGACAAGGGAAGUCACGACCACUAGUCGAUGAAACUAUAGUAACCGAAGGUGAUAAGGAAAGUAAUAGUGCAGAUUGUACUAAAGAACCGAGUACCAUAAGUCUGAGUGCUAUUGCUCAGAUUUUGCAGGAUGUAGACUCCGCAACUCCUCGAAAAUUAGUCGAUCAAAUUCUGGAUGCUAAUAAAAAAAAACGAAAACAAAAAAAAGUAAGUAAUAAGUGUGCUAGUGAUACGUAUACACUUUUAUCAACAAAUAGGGCGUCGCUACCAGUUUCUACAAAAACAACUCCUAUUAAAAACAAAUCCGAAAAGAAUAUAGUACAAAGUAAAAUUGGAAACAAAUUAUCCUUGGACAGUAAAAGUAUUGAGAUAGAUGAAAAAAAAUUGAAUAAAUUAUUAAGUCAAGCAAAUUUACUUGAUCCGAAAUUACGAAAGUUAUUAGAAAUGAGCGUUGAAGAUCUUUUAAAAGAUGAGACAUUGAUACCUAAGCACACUGAAAACAAAACUAUUGACCAAUUAUCUAAUCACAAUAAUCAACAAUCAGGAUUGAAUAUAAGUGUUCCACGUGCGGAAUCUUCUGCGAUGCCUCUGUCAAGGCAACUAUCGCAGUUGUCAAAUAGUCAAAAUAAUUUUAGUAAUUCCACUUCUAUCAAUAAUGAAUCGAGUUUAAUCCAUGAUAUAGGACCAUCAGACAUAAGUGAUCCGACAUUUAUCAAAAUUAAUUCAGAAUCAAAAGAGGAUAUUUUUACAGAUUCAUUAAUUAAGAAUCAAUCUUUUGACACAAGAAAAGUACAAAUAGGUAAAAAAACUCAAGAACUCUGUACUUGUUUAGUUGGUAUAUAUAAAGAAGCAGAUUUUGAAUUGUAUAAUGGAACUGAUCGGUGGAUUUUAUCCAGUUUAAAGCUUGACCAAAUCCAAGGGGAAAAAGAUAAUAUUAAUCUUGACUUACCUGUUAAUGAUAUUUUAAUUGAACCAGAUGCACAAAAGUCUUUUAAAAUUGGUGUAACAAUGCCUCGUAUGGGAAAAUUAACCAUUGCUUUUUUUCAUAUACCAUGUUGUGAUAUGGUAACUAGGACAAACUGGUAUAUGAAACAUUUAAUGUGCUUUGUACCAGAAGAACCAAAUAUCAAAAUAUCUGUACCUUCUGAAGAUAAUGUUUUAAAUUUUCAAAUGAUUACAGAAGACAAAUGUAAUAGCUUACCUAUUACUAUUGAAAAUCGAAAUACCAUAGAAGUACCUGUUUUAUUACGUUUAAGUCAACAUAAACCACAAUUAUUUACUUUCGGCGAUUGUUUUGAUGAUACCAUUUGCUCAGUAGCAAAUCAAAGGGAAGCGAUACAUUUCACACUUAAACCUAGACAACCAGUGAAAGUAAAUAUUGAUUUUAAAGGAAUGUCACUUCAGUCUUUUGGAGAAAAGGCUUUGCAAAAAGGUGUACAUAAUGCUGAGGCAAAGUUGACACUAUCAAUUUGUUUUAAAGAAAACGAAGAACAUUUUAUUAAAGAACUACCUUUAAUAGGCUCGAUUGGAUCUUGUAAACUUGACAUACUCGAUACUCAAUUUCCAUUAAUUCUUCAACCUAGAAUAGGUAAAAUAGUAAAUCUUAAAAAUUCAGGCAGUAUUAUGGUAUCAGCAUCUGCAGAUAUAGUGCAAUCAAAAGAAAAUCAACUAGAAUGUAGAGAUUUUUUUAUAUGUCCUAAUAAUAUUGUACUUAACGGAGGUGAAAAGUUAGCAUUACAAAUUUCUUAUAAACCCGAAAAUAAUAAGACUGAUAUUGAAAGGAAUGCUAUGAUCAGAAUUACAGUAGGAAAUAAGUUGUCUUUUUAUCCUAUUAUCGGAGAAAAAAUUAUGGAAAUCGAGCAAUUAUCUGCUGAUAGUUUCCAUCUACAACGUGCAGAAACUCCACAAUACUUAAGAUCCGUUAGUUCACCAACGUCUCCACACAGUCUAAUAUUUAACAGAUCCGGUACUUCGGGACGAAAUUCACCAGGGAGUACAGUAUCUGGUGGAAAUGCAUCUGAAACUGUUAUACCUAUACGAGCAACGCAUACAGCUGUUGUAUGGGGUAGUGUUAAAGCUGGAAAAUCGGAUACUAAACAACUCACCAUUCGCAAUACUAGUAAUAAUAAAAUUAAACUUUUUGUUACUAUUAAAACAAAGGAUCAAAGUUUUAAGUUUCUCAAAGACAGACAUACAGUAUCAUCUUCAAUGACAUUAACUCUUCAAGGUACAGAAAGUAGAACUCUGUCUGUUAUUUUUACACCAAACUUACCAAAAGCUGCUGCUGGAAAAAUAAUUUUUUCACAUUAUAGUUCUGUACGUGAAAGUCGUCAAGUUUCUGGCCUUGUAAAAGUAGUUCAAUUAUUUGGUUAUGGUGGGUGUGGAAAAAUUCAAAUAUCUCAAGCUGUAAAAGAUACCAGUGGUCAAAUGUGGCUGUCUCUUGGAAAAUUAAAUUCAGAAGGAAUUCUUCAUGCAAAAAUUAAAUUACAUAAUACAGGAGACUUAUCGUGUUUUGCGAAAGUGAAACUUAUUCCAAAAGCUUUGUACCCAUCCGUAUUAUCAAGUUGGCAUAUAGAGCCAACUGAAUUAUUACUAAGCCCAAAUCAAAUUCAAUGGGUCACAUUGGAUUUUCGUCCCAGGAAAGAUGAUCUUAUAAUAAUUCACCAAACGGGAGUUAUUCAUGUAGGAACGUUAAAAAUAACACAUGGUGAUGAACCAACUAGAUUACGAGUAAGAAGACUGUAUAAAAAAUUAAAAGAUAGCGGACAAUUUCAUGAUAAAAUAGACGAGAAUACUGAUGAAUUUAGAGAUGUUAUUCAGCCAAUAUGUAAAGCUUUCCCUGGAGAAGUAUUUACGCAAGAUUUGAAGUUAAUAGGCGAUUCAGUGCAAAAUCUGGGUGAUUUGUGUAAAGGAAUCAUUCAAAAUGAAAUCAAAUUAACGAUAGAAACGCAAGCUGAUGAAACGAUAUCUAUGCUUCAAGAUAAUAUGGAUGAUUCGCAGGCAUUUUAUUCAUUGUGUAGCGAUCACAACAGUGAAUCUCAUUUUGGAGCAGAAAGUUUUUUACCUACUAAUUGAAAUAAUGAAUUAGUGCCUUACAAAUAGAUUUAAACACUAAAAACAUUCUUGCCUUUUACAAGAUAUACCUGAAGUAUAAACAUAAAAUUGUAUAAAUAAACUAUUGC